Molecule: messenger RNA, 1359 nt
Organism: Mucor velutinosus
Lineage: Eukaryota; Fungi; Mucoromycota; Mucoromycetes; Mucorales; Mucoraceae
Product: Carbamoyl-phosphate synthase
Exons: 9
Coding region: 1-1359 (452 amino acids)
Biological process (GO): transport
Cellular component (GO): membrane; Golgi apparatus
Source: RefSeq, a predicted model, not a curated record
AUGUUAUCAGUCUUGAAACAGUCUAUAUGUCUGAUCAUAGUGUCUCUGAUUCUAGUAUAUGCUACACCUCAACUCACCAUUGAAGAUGAUGACCGCACCAUAAUUGAAGUCGCAGAAUUUGGUUUCUUGAAAGGAGGUCAAUUGUCUUUGACAUUACAAGAGCUCAAAUGGAACAAACAGUCGGAUGGCAUAGCUGCCUUUUAUAUUCGAAAAGGCUGGAUACUGGAAGAUGAAUACGAUGUUGAUUACUCGCCCAUGGACACACCUAUUCAUUACGAUGAAUGCUUCUUGAACAGCAGUUUUAUCAGUGACGAAGUUAAAGAUGGAGCUAGUAUUGUAGAGAUAUUACCAGAUGAGUUGACAUCGACAAAAUGGACUAAAACAUUUGAUGUCGGUGAAGGGGAGGAAGGAUUGUGGCAAGUUUUAUACAUUAGUUGCAAAGACGCUGCUGUUUCGUUCAAGUUAUCAGUAAUCGAAGUGAAUCCCAAUGGAAACUAUCUAUCAGCUGGUGAUAUUCCAUUACCGUACGUUUAUGCAUUGGCCUCAUUUGCAUAUUUAUUGGCUGCUGCAUAUUGGUGCAGUCGAUUGAUAUUCAAACAGAACAAGAGAAUCUUCAGAGCACAUUGGCUCAUGCUUGUGCUAUUGUUCUUUAUUGUGAUCAACAAGGCAUUACAAUCCGUAAAAUUUCACUAUUUGCGCUUGGGAUUACUCUCGGAAGGAUGGAAGAUUGGAUACUAUGUAUUUGCUGGUAUAAAAGGAAUUUUAAGUCUGUUGAUUAUUGUUCUCUUGGCAUCAGGGUGGAUGUUCAUCAAACCGUUUUUGUCGUCCAGAGACAAGAAAAUCAUUUCGAUUAUUAUACCCUUACAAGUUUUAGCAAAUGUCGCAUCAGCCAUAGGCACAGAAGCAGCAAUUGGCUCGGCAGAUUGGUCUUUUUGGAACCUGAUGUUACCACUGAUUGAUAUGAUUAGCUGUGGCAUCAUCCUCUGGACUAUCCUACAAACUAGAAAACAUCUAGCCUCUGCAACUUCAGUGGAUGGCAAAGAACAAGACAUUUUGAGCAAGUACAAACUCUGGUCGUCGUUUUACGUCGUGACAUUAGUCUACAUCUAUAUUACACGAAUCGUCGUACAAUUGUUUCAGGUUUCGUUGCCUUUUCAAUAUGUCACUUGGGCUGGUGAGGCUGUCAAUGAGGUGGCUACAUUCCUCUUUUACAUCUUCAUCGGCUACAAAUUUAGACCAUAUCCAGAUAACCCUUAUAUUCAGGUGCCUGCAGACGAGGAGGGUGUAGAUGAAGAGCAGGAUGCAUUUGUUGGUAGUAAUAUAGCCAUGAAUCCUGUUAAUCGAAGAGAGAGAUCUUGA